ACAGCUCGUGAUGCCCAGGAGAAGUAGCGCUCUUCCUUGGCCAGAACUUCUUGAUUCUGCGUGCAGCAGAAGGAGGAUAUUGAAACGGGUCUGAUACGCAUGCGCGGACGUUUGGAGGAGUCCGCUCAGCAUUCGCAGGCGGUGCAGCGCGUGCAGACUGCCGAAAUGAAGGCGGAGGAUUUGCAGCAAUGCGCCAGCAAUGGGGCACCGUCUGAAGCGAGCUUGACGAAAGCAAGCUGUACAACAACAUGGAGUUGGAGUCGAUAGACAAAUUCUUUUCGGUUUACCAAAAGAAUGCGGUAUCGGUGUUUAGAAAAGAUUCGAAUGCAAGAUAUUCCCUUACUUAAUAUUCUCCUCUCUUUUCACAGGCUACUGAUGGCUCCUAUGAGGAUCUGCGAGCAACUGGCGGCAAGCAGUCACUUGUCCGCGCCGAUCGCUUCCUUUACGAAAUGUCAAAAUGGGCUUGAAGGGCAUCGAAGAGAUUUGGCAGUCACUAAAUUUUUUGUUCUUUUGUCCUGGCAGGAUUCCCCACUACGAGCAAAGGCUGAAGAGUACUACUGGAAGCGCUUUAUGCCGACAUCAGCAGCUCAGGGAGCAAUCAGAAUGGAAGUCAGCAGCAACAACAACACCAACAGCAACACCCUCAAGCUGAACACACGCACGGCGUUGGCCUUCCUGGAGAACGACAUUACCACGGCAUCUCCAACGGGCAUUACCACGGUCACCCUAUCACCGGCAGCCAUCGAGCGGGACUCGGAGGGCAGGCCUUUGCACCGAGGCUGUGCCCGUCGAGCAGAAGAUCCAGCAGGAGCUGCAGGGCCUCAAGUUGCGCGAGACGGAGCUAAAGCGCAUGCGCAAGAAUGACAGACACAACACAUUGAAGGCUUCGCUGGACAAGCUGUGAGUGC
Drosophila serrata is the source of this 908-nucleotide messenger RNA. RefSeq lists its product as uncharacterized. Lineage: Eukaryota; Metazoa; Arthropoda; Insecta; Diptera; Drosophilidae. The record is from RefSeq and is a predicted model, not a curated record.